UUGGUCCUUCUGACUCGCCGUAGUUGUAGCCGCUGCUCUGUAGAGGAGGGAGUUUUGUUUUUGUUUUGUUUGGACCAGAGGAACGUUAAUGCUUUGUCUUACAUUCAGAAAUGGCUCAAAACGUCCAGAACGUGACCCUGUCUCUGACAUUACCCAUAUCUUGUCAGAUUUGCCUCGGAAAGGUCCGUAAGCCGAUGAUCUGCUGUAACCACCAUGUGUUCUGCGCAGCCUGCAUCGAGCUUUGGCUUCAGAAGUGCAGUCAGUGUCCCACCUGCAGAGUUCCCAUCACACCUGAAAACCCGUGCCGAGAAAUCAUCGGAGCUACGAACGAGAGCGAGUCCAGGGAAAGCCUUCCGGUCAGGAAGCAUCUGAGGAAGACGCGAGGGGAAUUACUGCUGCGAGAAUACGAGGAUGAACUGGAGACUCUGCUGAAGGAGAAUGAAGAGCUGAAGAGCAGAAGCGUGAGUCUGGAGUCACAGCUGAAGGCCUCACUGAAGCCCGCUGCCACCCUGAGCUCUCCUAGCGACACCCCGCCUGGCUCCGCCCUCCUGGAGGAAACGGCCAAUAAGCUGCGAGCUGCCACUGAGCUCUAUCAGAGAGUGCAGGAGGACGUGGACAAGCUGAGAGACGCUAACAAGACUCUGCGCUCCCAGAACGUCGACCUCGUCCAGGAAAACCUGCGCCUGAGAGCCGAGGUGGAGAGCAGAUCUCCUCAGAAGUUUGGCAGGUACACCGUAGCAGCGUUGGAGGCGAAGAUCUCACAGUACGAGCGAGAGAUGACGCAGCUGAAGAAGGCUCUGGAGCGAAGCGAUGCUUAUAUCGAGGAGCUGGAGUCCCAAGUGUCGAACCUCCAGAGUGGGGCUCCAUCACAGAGCACGUCCUCUGAGCAGAGGCAGGACGGAGCUGUAGACGGUAGGAGCUCAAGCCGGGACGAUACGUCUGUAGAUCCUUCACACGAUCAUGGUUUCCUGCAUAUUCCUCCCUCUGAUGAAGCUUCAGGUUCUCACAAGGACCCUAUGGUGAACUUUGCCAUGCCCUCAACUCCGCCAACUCCCUCCUCAGCACUUGGCCGUUUAAGUCUGAAAAGCCCUGUGGUGCGGCGUGAGAAAGAGCCCGGCUGUAACCGCCUCCCCUAUCUGAGGAGGCUCAACUUUGAUGACUGUGGCAGCUCGAGCAGCUUCACAGGAUUUCCCUCAGUGGAACACACUUCUCCUAAAGUCAGCAACAGUCUAUUAGAGCCGAAAACCUCAGUAAAUUCGGCCAGUCCGAGUGUGUGGAGCAGGUGGGAGGAGCCUUGUUCCAGUACUUUCCACGAGCAGAACGUCAGCGAGGGCGUCUCCUUAGCAGACGAAGCUCGUAUGGACGCGGCGUUCCUCGACAUCGUCUCCGAGCUGGACUCCAUGAUGGCCGAAGGUGAAGGCUCUCGCGUUCACACGCCUCGGUCACCGCCUGACUUUGAUGCCGUGUCGUUAUCAGAUCUGGUCGUCCACGUUGAUCCCGAAUCAGCCGGAGAGCAGCAGCAUGGCGCCGCAGAUGUACCGGAGACCUCCUGUGAAUCUGUGAAGCGGAAACGUCCCAUUAGCUUAGCGACGUCCAGUCCCUCCAAACUGUCCAGGAUUAAAUAGUUUCACACCUGGGGGGGAAAAAACCCCCCAAAACAAGUUCCCUCCAAUCUGUACAGCAUGACUCACUCUGCAUUCAUGUAUGCAUGUCGAAUAUUUAGUCAGAUGAGCUAACACGACAGGAUUUCUGUCACGUUCAUAAUCUGAACUCUUAACGAUUUAUAAGAACUGUUCAUAAUCUUCAGUUUGCUAACCUGCCAGGAUUUCUUAGAGGAUUUAAUAUUCAUAAUCAUCAACGCCAACGCUAGUUAGCCAGCUAACAUGAGACACGAGGCUCUCCGAUCUGGGAUCGUUUAGUCAGACUGAUUCUUUAUAAAUACGUCCUACUUUUACAGAAUCAGGUCAUUUGUCAUUGAUUAGCAGACGACCAAUCGCGGACCUUCUCCCGCUAGCUCAUCAUCAAACACGCACGAUCUCCUCUAGUCUUCUCACCACUAAUCAUUUUUAACGGCGGGAGGUUUUUCCGGGACCCCCUUUUCAGUCCGGUGACUCGGAAAUGCUCAUUGUGUUCUCCUGGGAGUGUCUUAUACGUGGGAAAGCAGAGAGCCAAUCAGAUCGCAGCGUUCAGUGUUCUGAAGCAUGUGGCCAGAAAAGUGUACAAAGGAAGGACGUGAGCUCUGUAUAAAAUGGGCGGAGCCUCCAUGGAUGAGAUUAGUGCCAGUUUAGGUUUAUAGUGCAGUUAUUUUCAUUUUUAGGUUAUUUUAUUUGCUUUUAAACACCGUGUAAUGUUUUUCUCAAGUUACCUCAAGAUUCUUUUACGCCAGUGACCGACUCUACUCUCUCAGGUAACAAGUAUCUGUUUAAAUCUAUUUAUUUCCUCCUGUUCUUUUGUUAUUAUUAUUAUAUAUUUUUUUCUAGUAUAUUGGUAUAUUUUUUGCGCUGUAUUAUCCUCCCCUAAAGGCAGCUCCGUUCAUGUUAAAUAAUGAGAGUUCCUAGUCUCUCAUGUUAAUCCUACAGUAGUCCAGGCCACCAUGUUGUCAAUGAUUUUACUGCUAUAUCUUUUUAGCCAACUGUGGAAGUUGUUAUUACACCUCAAGAUUAAAUUUUUGUAAAUCAUCCACAGUCAAAACUUGUACUAAAUAAAAUGUUUGAUGAAA
This is a messenger RNA of Ictalurus punctatus (channel catfish), 2719 nucleotides long. RefSeq names its product ORC ubiquitin ligase 1 (gene obi1). Lineage: Eukaryota; Metazoa; Chordata; Actinopteri; Siluriformes; Ictaluridae. The record is from RefSeq and is a predicted model, not a curated record. The transcript is spliced from 6 exons. Bases 111 to 1625 code for a protein of 504 amino acids. Gene Ontology annotation, molecular function: ubiquitin-protein transferase activity. Gene Ontology annotation, biological process: regulation of DNA replication; protein monoubiquitination.